This is a messenger RNA of Hyaloperonospora brassicae, 1059 nucleotides long. Lineage: Eukaryota; Oomycota; Peronosporomycetes; Peronosporales; Peronosporaceae. The record is from the annotation of a GenBank genome assembly.
AUGUGCAAGCUUUUCCCACUAUUCAUGUCCUUUGUCGCCUUGCAAUGGACCGCUGCAGAACCAACGCUAGUACCGACCGGUAAUCACACCCAAGAUGACGCUCUCUACAAGUCCGCUCAUGCCCCGCAUCCGAAGAUCGACGAGUCUGACACGCCAAGAAUCUUGGGACCACGCAACCCGGCGGGAUCGGAGGACGACCACGUCCACCUGAACAGCGAGGAGAGAAUUAGCUUGUCGACGCUGUUCGAAUUAGACGAUAUCAAGUCUCUCGCGAGCAGGGUUGGGAAAUUCUCCCCCCCAGGACGCGAUAUCUAUCCGGCAGGCGCUCAGAUGGACUCCGAGGCGCUUCCUGAGGAUCUCAAAACAUCGAUGUCAUGCCUUCAAUCGCUAGUGGAUCGCUAUUCUCUAACGGUAGGGACCCAUACCUCCAAUGCUGCCGUCAAGGAUCCAGAGUAUAGCUACAAAAGCUUGGUAAAAGCCGUUGCGACCUUGGUUCGCUACCGUGACGUCGAUGGUACGAAUGAAAUUACCCACAGCAUGCUGAGAGCGCUAGCCGUGAGAAACGACAACGCCGGAGCUUUGAUGAGGAAUGCGUGUCAAGAUGCUGGAGUAAGCCCUGAAGAAUUCUUCUAUAUGCUGCCCAUCUCCGAGGACCUCAAAGAGCGCGGCUUUAAAGAGCCGGCGGCGUAUCCUGUGAUCUUCUAUAACCUCGAGCAUUGGCUCAUUUAUGUGCACUACACCAACGUCCGACGAUUGAGGAAGGCUCUCCACACGGCUAAGGUGGGAAAGCUUUCGUUCGUGGACAACCGCUUUGAACCCGAAUCAUUUUUUGUCGACACUUUGGUGAAGGAAGGCAAAGCAGAAAACGUGGGGGCUUUUUUGGAAUAUCUCCGCGGGAUAACGGUGAGUGCGGACUUCGCACGUGUGGCAGCUCGACAUUUGCUGGCCGACCACCCAGACGUGGCUGAGACGAUGAUGCUGACGUGGGCAAGUAAAGACUUAGGAGAAUCUAUAGCGCACAGCUGGAACCCUUGGGGAAAGGAUCUAAGAUCUGACUGA